Molecule: messenger RNA, 381 nt
Organism: Suillus fuscotomentosus
Lineage: Eukaryota; Fungi; Basidiomycota; Agaricomycetes; Boletales; Suillaceae
Exons: 2
Source: RefSeq, a predicted model, not a curated record
UACACGUCGGAAGCACGAGGCCUAGUGCGUUUUUUAGUACAUGCCGGGUGCUCACAAGAAUCUAUUGGGAGAGUUGUCAGUAGAAUUGCAAAGCUUGCAGGAAUAUCAACAAACCAUGCCAUGAGCUGUUGUUCUGUGGCUAGGGCACUGAUCGAGGGGGGAGUUGUGAGUCGUGUCCGACUUGGUUUUGAAAUUAAAAAUGCGGAGGGCCUCACAAUUAGUAAUGGUGGGACAACUCACAAGAAUGUGAAUUACGAAUCACGAUUUGUCGAGUUGAAAGCCUCCUCUUAUGCAAAGGGUGAGACCUGCAGUGAUGCGCCAAAGAAGCAGGCUCGCCUUAUCUCUGUUGGUAUCAGCCAUCAUGCAUCAGCCACACCAGUG